Molecule: messenger RNA, 1133 nt
Organism: Acromyrmex echinatior (Panamanian leafcutter ant)
Lineage: Eukaryota; Metazoa; Arthropoda; Insecta; Hymenoptera; Formicidae
Gene: CSP2
Product: chemosensory protein 2
Source: RefSeq, a predicted model, not a curated record
GAAAUUUCAUAUCUCUGUGAUUCUUUCUUUUGUUCCUUUUUCAUAUACAUUAUCCGAGAGAGCUCGCGAAAAUAUUUAAUAGCUCAGUUCCCCUUUCUUCCGCGGAAAAAAAAAGCAAUGGUCCGACGAAAGUCGCAUAAAAUAGCAGCAUCCGGUCGUAUAUCCGUCAUGCGUGUAUUCAUGAAAGAGGGAAAAAAACGUGGCCUCUCGCUCAUGUACGUCACGCACCUUUUCCCCUUCCAACGGUAUUGGGUACCAGGAGAGUAGGCACUUCUCCGGAAUACUCCGGAAUUCUCCGGUAUAUAUCACGUGUACGUACGCUACGAGCACUUUAGUGUUUAUCGGGAGGAAGGGGAGGAAAGGCCCGAAUACGUGGUACGCUUCUCUUGGGUCCAGUGCGUCGCGUGAUUUCGCGGUGAGAGGAUUGUGGCCGAGUCGACCGCAAGAAAGAGCACAAGAAGAGAGAUUUCCUCGGCAGGUCGCCGCCACUGCACGCACGUACACACAUCAUCUGUACCAUCGCCGCGAUCGAUACCGUCUCACUCUUUCGUCCCGCCUAAGAUCAAACGACGCGAUCUUGAACACCGACGAGAGACCUCCGGCUUUCGGCAUGGCUCCGGCAAUCAAGAUCCUCAUCUUGGCCUGCACUCUGCUCGCUACAGCGAUGGCUACCGAAUCGGAUAGCGAGGGGCAGCAAUCUGGCAGAUCGCGAGUUUCUGAUGAACAACUGAACGUGGCCCUGAGCGACAAACGUUACUUGAACAGACAGCUUAAGUGCGCCCUGGGAGAGGCGCCGUGCGAUCCCGUCGGACGACGUUUAAAAAGUUUAGUGCCGCUGGUUCUGAGAGGCUCCUGCCCGCAGUGCAGUCCCGAAGAGACACGUCAGAUCAAGAAGGUCCUUUCUCACAUUCAGCGAUCCUUCCCGAAGGAGUGGAACAGGAUAGUGCAACAAUACGCCGGAGUUCUGUAAACGAGAUACGAUAUAAGCGCGCCAGCCACGAGGCUGGAUGUACUAAAUAUAGUGAGAAAGGAUACAAUGAAUCAUCUAUGGGAACACCGUCGAUCACAUUCAUUUAUUUAAUAUUGUUAUCGAAUAUUGUUAUCGCACAAGAAAAAUAUAGCUCGCGCGAUCG